Prorocentrum cordatum is the source of this 777-nucleotide messenger RNA. Lineage: Eukaryota; Dinophyceae; Prorocentrales; Prorocentraceae. The record is from the annotation of a GenBank genome assembly.
GGGCCCGCAGUCAUUUUGGCUCAAGCAGGUUGGGCACCGGCGCUUUUUGCCUUAGGAGUCUUACGCGCCGACCUCUCGUUGAGGUUCUGCGGUGCCAUGUACCGCCACCUCCGCCCCGCUUCCUUGAACAUGUCCCUGGUUCCUGGGCUGCACCUGUCGACGUCGAAGAGCCAGUGCCCGCGGACACCGGGCGAGGGCGUCAAGCCGUGUUUGUUGCUGGAGCUGGAGGAGUGCGAGUCGCCAGACAACCUCUACGAGUCCAUCCGCAGCUGUGGCACCUCGGCCGACGGCGAGAGCCUUAGGUCCUUCGGCGCACCGGACGGCCCGAUGUGCAAGCUGCUGGGUGCGUGCCAGGACGCGGCCUCCGACUCCGCGGUGGUCGGGCCCUGCGAGCCCAACGUGACGGGCCACUGCGAGCCCCCCUCGCCUGUGAGCAGCGCGUUGGUGCGGAGUGGCGUCGGGGCCCCGGCGCUCAAGGCUGUCCUGCCUCUCGGGGCGGGCGCGGUCGACCACUCGGAGCCACCGUCGCCGUUUGAUAGCAUUCUGGUGUGUGCAUUGCCCCAGCCUGCCACGCAGCUGGAGCGGAGACGCGGCUGGGCCGAGGAGCCGCAGGUGGUCGAAACCUACGAGUUUGACGCGGUGGGCUGUCGUGAGCCCGAUUCGCCGUUCGACAGCAUGUUGUUGAGGUCUAAGCGCCAGAACGCAUUCGCCCGCAGCGUCUUGCCGUUUGUCGUGCGAGACGCGCGUGCCCGAUGCCAGCUCGGCACAGCGAUGUAG